GUCCUAAUCAUUUAUUUCCUAACCAAAGAAAAAGGCAAAUCGCGACCCGUCUCUCUCUCUCUCUCUCUCCUUGAAAUCGAAAGAUCAAAAAAGCGACACUGAAAAUGGAAAAUCGGUCAGAAAUGGGUAACCGGAGGCAGCAGAAUCUCUUCGUCAUAGCUUCUCCCGACGAGAUUGCUAAGAUCCAUCGAGCCGAAACUUCCAAACAAGCCGGAGCUAUUGCCGGAGCUAAGGCCGCCGCCGUUGCCGCCGUCGCCAGUGCGAUUCCCACAGUAGCUGCCGUUCGUAUGUUCCCGUGGGCUAAGGCAAACCUCAACUACACUGCUCAAGCACUCAUUAUUUCUUCAGCUUCUAUCGCUGCGUUCUUCAUAACCGCGGAUAAAACGAUUCUACAAGGCGCAAGAAGAAACACCGAGGCUCAGUUAAAGAAAGUUCAGCAAGACUCUAAAUAAUUUCUCUUCUUAUUGUAACACAAAUCAAUCAUCAUCUUUCUCUGUUUUGUAUGCAUAUUUUGCCUUGAUUCUUAAUAAGAGUGUUAUUAUUAUAAGGAAUAACAAAUUCUUUAAGACCAUUUUUUAUUCA
Molecule: messenger RNA, 582 nt
Organism: Arabidopsis thaliana (thale cress)
Lineage: Eukaryota; Viridiplantae; Streptophyta; Magnoliopsida; Brassicales; Brassicaceae
Product: early nodulin-like protein
Exons: 4
Coding region: 105-452 (115 amino acids)
Source: RefSeq, marked reviewed